This is a messenger RNA of Saccostrea echinata, 1811 nucleotides long. RefSeq lists its product as uncharacterized. Gene Ontology annotation, molecular function: ubiquitin-protein transferase activity. The transcript is spliced from 6 exons. The coding region runs from base 147 to 1322 and encodes 391 amino acids. The record is from RefSeq and is a predicted model, not a curated record. Lineage: Eukaryota; Metazoa; Mollusca; Bivalvia; Ostreida; Ostreidae.
UAGACCUAUUAAAGCUAAUUUACGAGUCAGAGACUUUGGUGUAAACACAGCAAUGACAAUAUAUGAUUUAAACAACGCUAACUUUGCCUCCAUUUUUGUUUACGACCCGGAAAAAUCAACAGAAUUCACAUGCAAAUAAUGUCAAAAUGGGAGGUCAGAGUGGAUCAAAGGAGGAAGCCCCACCAGUUUCACAGUCUCAACAUCAAACGUUUCAGACAGUGAUGACAGAUUUGCGUCGUCAACAAAUAGGAAAAAGAGUUAUUCUAAAAGUUGACAGGUCAAGUCUUCUACAGGGUGCUUUUUCGCAUUUCAAAGUAAAAGGGAGCGAACUGAAUCCAUUGGACGUCAAAUUUCAUACAGAGAGAAAUGAAGAACCCUGUACAAAUUUAGGAGGCCCGAACCGAGAAUUUUUCACUCUAAUUCUCGAAGAAUUCAAAUCUCCCAAACUGGAUCUCUUUGAAGGUCCAGGAAGCUACCUUUUACCAGUGAACAACAGAAAAGCCUUAAAUGGAGACAUGUUUUAUCUGUUUGGGAAAAUUUCGGUCAUUUCGGUAAUUUCCGAAGGACCGGGUUUUCCCUAUUUCCCUCCGUUUUUGGUGAGCUAUUUGAGGGGUCGAGAAUUUGAACACGAACUAAGUAGUUUGUACAUAGUAAAUACGUUCCUGACAGACUAUAUAAACCAGAUAUGCAAUGCAACUAGCCAAGAGGAUCUGGACAGAAUCAUUGGCGAAGACGAAGAACGAUUCAUGGAAAACUGCGGGUGGGCACGCACUGAUAUGGUAACAUUAAGUAAGCGUAUGAUGUAUGUUCAAACUCUGAUUCGAUGGGAGUUGUUCGACAAAAGAAGAGACGUGUACGACCAACUGAAGAAAGGCUUGAACGUGUUGAACUUUCUUGAUCUCACAAAAGAUCUGCAGGACUUCGAACAUUUGUACAUGUGUCGAAGCAAACAUAAAACAACAGCUGACUAUAUCCGGAAAAAGUUAUUACCGGAAGUAAAAAGAUUACAGCCAAGGGAUAAGGAAGAAGAGGACGCAAAGAAGUUUACAUUACGAUGUCUCAAAGAUUUGGAAGAUGAAGAGGCUGCGUACUUGUUUCAAUUCAUUACGGGUCUUGACGAUUUACCAGCGCAGGAACUUCCCGUAAGCGUAGAGUUCAACAGGUUUAACCGUGCAGCGGAACUACCAGAAGCAAUUACUUGUGUGCAAAGACUUAUACUACCUCUUGGAAACAAAUCGAAAAUCCAGCUUUAUUCAUCUUUUGACAAAGCCCUUAAAUUUGGAAGAAUAGGAUUUGCCGAAAAAACAAGUGCAAGCAAAUAGACAUACAAAUGAUUUUUUGCGGAUAUAUAUAAAAAAAAUAUAUACAUUGUAUACAAAAAUAUAUAUAAAAAACUUUUAAUGCUUAAAUCGAAUGCUCAUUACUAGAUUUGAUAUUCUCGGGAAAAUUUUUGUUACAGUCAAGCAUAAAAUAUACGCCACUUUCAAGUGUUUCGCUGCAUAUCAAUGAUGAUAAUAUUUUGAAGUGUUAAGUUGCAAUAUCAAAACAGCAAAUUAAUUAAUAAAAAGUUACCAGCUUAUAUAUAUGUAUGCACGUAUGAUUAACUAUAAAAUACAUAAUUAUCCUACUUCUUUGCAGAAUUGUUCUAAUGGGAAAGUCAUACAUCAAACAUUCUAGUAACUUAGUUCUGUAAAAAGAGAAGUUCAUAUAUCUUGAGCAUAAACAUGACGCUAGAUAGCACAAAAAAAGCUUAAUUAAUGCGUUCGGAACAUCAGAAGGAACAUCAGGAAGAGACGUCUUCUUUUUUUCAA